This is a messenger RNA of Gracilinanus agilis (Agile Gracile Mouse Opossum), 2978 nucleotides long. RefSeq names its product vesicle amine transport 1 (gene VAT1). The coding region runs from base 64 to 1272 and encodes 402 amino acids. The record is from RefSeq and is a predicted model, not a curated record. Gene Ontology annotation, molecular function: oxidoreductase activity. NCBI's taxonomy places the organism in Eukaryota, Metazoa, Chordata, Mammalia, Didelphimorphia, Didelphidae. The transcript has 6 exons.
CGCUCGCUCCUGGUAGCUGUGCACCCGGGACCCGGCGGCGAACGGACGGAGUUGGAGAGAGCCAUGUCCGCAGAGGUGGAGACAGCGGAGGUGGCCAUUGCAGCCGCGGCCACGGCCGGCGAGGGGGGCGAUGCCCCUCAGCCGCCCUCCAAAGCCGAAGAGAUCGUGUCUCCGCCAACGCCCCCGCCGUCGGAGGCGGCCAAGGAUGAGGUUCCCCCGGAGCGGCCCCCUUUGCGCUGCUUGGUGCUCACGGGCUUCGGAGGCUACGACAAAGUGAAGCUGCAGAACCGGCCAGCUUCCCCUCCAGCUCCGGGCCCUGGACAGCUGACCGUUCGGGUCCGAGCCUGCGGCCUCAACUUCGCUGACCUUUUGAUUCGCCAGGGAGUGUACGACCGCCUGCCCCAAGUGCCCUUCACCCCCGGGAUGGAGGGUGCGGGCGUUGUUAUCGCGGUGGGAGAGGGAGUCAACGAGCGCAAGGUAGGUGACCGGGUGAUGGUGCUGGUGAGGGCUGGGAUGUGGCAGGAGGAGGUGACCGUGCCAGCCAUCCAGACGUUCCCAAUGCCGGAAGCGAUGUCCUUUGAAGAGGCAGCUGCCUUGCCUGUCAAUUACAUCACUGCCUACAUGGUCCUCUUCGAUUGUGGCAAUCUUCGGCCUGGCCACAGCGUCCUGGUGCACAUGGCGGCCGGAGGGGUAGGGAUGGCAGCCAUCCAGCUGUGCCAGACAGUGGAGAACGUGACGGUGUUUGGGACAGCCUCGGCCAGCAAGCACGAUGUGCUGAAGGAGAAGGGGGUCAGCCACCCCAUCGACUACCACACAUCCAACUAUGUGGAUGAGGUCAAAAAGAUCUCCCCCAAAGGGGUGGACAUCGUCUUGGAUCCCCUGGGUGGAGCAGAUACCUACAAAGCUUACAACCUUCUGAAACCAAUGGGUAAAGUCGUCACCUAUGGGGUGUCCAACAUGCUAACCGGCCCAAAACGGAACCUGAUGGCCAUGGCCAAAACCUGGUGGAAUCAGUUCAGCGUGUCUGCCUUGCAGCUGCUGCAGGCGAAUCGUGGCAUCUGUGGCUUCAACCUUAGCUAUCUGGAGAACGAGGUGGAGCUGGUGAGCAGGGUGGUGCUGCACCUGAUGAGCCUUUAUAGCCAGGGCCAUAUCAAGCCCCAUAUUGACUCCGUCUGGCCCUUUGAGAAGGUGGCUGAUGCCAUGAAGCAAAUCCAAGAGAAGAAGAAUGUGGGCAAAGUCAUCCUGGUGCCCAGCUCAGAGAAGAACUACUAGGGGGAAGGGUCCUGGCAGGGGGGGAAAAGAUUGAGGGAGAGAGAAGGGUUUGGGGGACCUUGGGAUGGAGAGGUCAGUAAGUCGUAUUCUUUUGGGUUACUACUGAUUAUCUCUAACUUCUUCUUUCUUUGGCUCUCCCAAAUACACUGUCCUUCCAAGGGUCAGGGAUGGCGUGAUGACCUUUCUCCAGGCUAGUUUAUUUCCUCUUGGUCAUGGCUGCCUCCCCUCCCUUCCUUUUCCCCCAGAAGGUUAGGAAGUGACCACUUGGAUGUAUGGGCCCAACCAGGGGCCCAGCUGCUUCUUUCCCUCCCCUUCUCUUGUUGCCCCGGGCUUUCUGCCCUGCUUGUGCCAAGUUAACUUCUACCCUGCUCCCACCCUGCCUGCCCUAUUGUGUAUGAGUUGGUCUCUGCUUACUCUUCCCCAGUCCUACCCCUAGCUUCCCCCAAAGAAACUGAAAGGCCAGCUCAGGGUGGGGGUAAGGGAGGCAGUCCCCAUGAGUAGCAUUUGUCCCAUCUCAGCUGUGCUCCAGAUUUCCACUCCAUUCCAUCAAGCCCCGAGCUGACUGCUCUCUGGAGUGAUAUACAGGGUGUCACAGAAGUCUCAGUGCCAUUUUAAGGCUUAGCACCUUCAGGCAACACUGGGGAUUUCUGGGAUACCUUGUGUAAAUAGAAGCUACCUUAGUGGUUAAGCCCCAUCAGUGUGCCCUCCUCAUACUCCUGACUUUAUAAGCACAAGUGAGCCUUUCCAAACACAGGGCUCUUCCGCAGUCUUAACCUAGUUUGUGUCUUACACCCUAGGAAGGGACUGGACUGUCCUCACCCCCUUAGGUACUGAGGGAGCCUGGCAGGAGUCCCUCUGACCUCCCCUCUUCCACUGAGUUCCUUAGAUCUGUUCUCAGUGCCUUAACAUCUGAAAGGUCUUGUGCUCAUGGGGAGUAUAACUGCUUCUUCACCCAGGUUCUCACCCCCAAUACUCCCCAGUGCCUUGUUCUGAUGGAGCUGGGGUCUCCAGUCCCACUGUGCUGCCAAAAAUCUGUGUCCAAGGGGGUGAGGAUCCAGACAGCCCAAAGGCUCUGAGGCUCCUGAGAAAGAGAUGGCCCCACCCUUUUACCAGCCUAUCUUUAUCUGUCAGUUUCUGGUUGGGGAGAUCCUUUUUUUCAGCCUUGCAGAUAACUGUGGAAUUUACUAGCCCAGGCUCUUUUAGAGACAAUUGUGUCCAUUUCCAAACUCUGGGACCAAAGGAAAAUUUGAAGCACAUUCCAUCUUGAGUCCUUAUAAGGCCCCAACUGACUUCCACCCCUACAGUGGGAGGCAAGUUUCUUAGAGGUGGCCCUGGAUUUCUUGUUUACAUUGGGGAUUGGUUGGGGAGGGGGGAGGGAAGAGAACGGGAGGCAGAUUUGGGCACCUGCCAGUGGGUUCCUGAACUGGAGGCCAAAUGUCAGGAUUUUGAAGCUGAGGACUGUUGCCCUUCUCUUCUCCCAUCUCUAAAUUUUGAAUUGGGGGAUGAGAAGCUGGUGGCUCGCUGUCCUGGCCACUGCCAAAUGACCAGUGUGGGGGAAAAGGGUAGACAUAUCCUAUCUCUCCUUCAUUUUCUAAGCAAGGCUUAAAGUGAAAUGUGAUUUUUGCUUGUGUGUUUGUCUCCCCCCCCUCCUUCCCCACUGCCGAAGCUGCCUUUGUGUUUGUGUCAAUAAAGCGCUGUCCCUAUCA